Messenger RNA from Cutaneotrichosporon cavernicola, 1407 nucleotides. RefSeq lists its product as uncharacterized. The record is from RefSeq and is a predicted model, not a curated record. The transcript has 3 exons. NCBI's taxonomy places the organism in Eukaryota, Fungi, Basidiomycota, Tremellomycetes, Trichosporonales, Trichosporonaceae. Bases 1 to 1407 code for a protein of 468 amino acids. Gene Ontology annotation, biological process: positive regulation of mitochondrial translation.
AUGUUCGCAGCGCGCCUCUGGCGUGUGACGGGGACACCGGGGAUGCGAUGUGCAGCCCAGUCACUUCGUCCUCCAUUAUUCUCACGCCGCCACUUCCACCCCAUCCGCCUCGCCUCAACGUCGCCGAACCAGGCCCCAGUCUCCUCGCAGCCGAGACAGUCGAUUGAGCGCGCUCGGCCAACGCGCCCGCCGAAGCAAGCGACCCACAAACCUCCCCGCCGUCGCAUGGAGGCCGCCUCGCUUCCGCUGCGUAACGAGACGGCUCCGACCCGAGGCCCGAUCCUGCAAUGCAUCGCGCACACUACGGCCGAGCGGUACGACCUUUCCGCGCUGGCGGUCACCUUGCGCCGCCUCGGUGUGCGGUGGGACGAGGUACCGGAGGGGGACCCUGACCGCGCGUUCGUGAUUCAGCCGUGGAAGGGACGUGGCGGAGCAGAGCGGCUGAUUCGCGGCAAGGAUGUGCGUCCCGAAGCCGAGGAUGAGGGAGACGACCUCGGCUUCGAGUACGGCGAACGCGGCGAGAUUCUCGUCUUCCACUCGGGAAGCUUUGUCACUUGGGGCCUGACGGAAGAGGAGGGUCGCGCGUUUCUGCGUAACGUCAUCCGGACCAAGGGGAGCCGCGUCGAGCACGGACGCCUCGCAGACGCCGAUUGCGAGGUCGAGGAGGCGGACUUUGUCGUCGACCCCGAGGCCCAAACACACAUCUUGGGCAACCUGAUCCUCCUCGGCCGUCCGCCAGAGCUAUCCACUUUCUCGAGCAGCUCACCUGCUCUCGCCUCUCUUCUCGCGCGCUACACCCUCAGUCUGUCGCUCACGCGCUCGUCAUCUCUCUCCGUCCUCGAGAACAGGUUAGACAAGCACAUUGCCUCCGUCUCGCUCCUCCCCCGCGCUCUCGAAGUCUUCGGUGAACAGCCCCUGGGGCGCCGCGACGUUAUCCGCAAGGCUGGCGAGCUCAUGACCCUCCGCAUGGCUGUUAACACGCGCGGCGGCGGCCUCGAGGACACGCCCGAGUUUUACUGGUCCGAACCGGAGCUUGAACAGUACUUUGACGCGAUCGCCAACGAGUUUGAGAUGAAGGAGCGCGUCGAGACGAUCAACAAGAAGAUCGACUAUGCGCAGGAGGUGCAGAGCACUCUGCGCGCCUUGCUCACCGAGGCGAGUGGACACCGCAUGGAAAUUAUCAUUAUCCUUCUCAUUGCCGUCGAAGUGGUUUUCCUCCUCAUCCGCGAGGGUCCCGAACUUUACGAGGAGCUCGUGCACCCCGUCAUGGGUCGGGUGAAAGAUGUGCUCGGUCCGCUGACAAAGCCGUCAUCUGCGCCGCGCGUCCGUGGCGUCGCCCCGGCGCCUGAGCCCGUUACGUCGGCGCCCGAGGCCGAGGCCAAUGACGAGCCCCGUCGCCUUGUCUAG